AUUACAAAAUACUCAGAAAACACAAAACUAUAAUAACUCUGGUAGUAAUAGCAGACGUAGCAGUACUAGUGGUAGUAGUAGUAAUAGUAGUAGUGGUUAACUUUUACUGCAGUUCCACCUCCAACCAGCAUGAGGUGCUAAGAACUCGGGCGCCUUUAUCAUCACUUCCUCUUUGAAAACAAAAUGGGUGGCGCCAAAGCUUGACAACAAAGCGGCUGUUUGCUGCCUGUAACGGUCGUACAGUUAUUCUUUAUGUAAACUACGUUUCUUUACCUUGACAUCUUCGUCAAAACUCAGCUGAGCAGCGGCGGGAAGGAGAGUUUUCCCAUUUUGAAUAAAACUUUUUUUUUCACUUCCCUGCUGUACAAAUGUCAACAUGGCUGCGAAGACUGACCAACUUCUCAUCGUUCUGUCCAUUCUGGAAGGUCGUCACUUCCCAAAGAGUCCUCGGCUCAGUCUGGUGGUUCAGGCGAGCUUUGAUGGAGAGCAGCUGGCCACGGAUCCUGUAGAGCACAGAGAGCAACCGCAGUUCAGCACCGAGCUGGCCUGGGAGCUUGACCGCAGGACGCUGCACCAGCACAGACUGCAGCGAACUCCCAUCAAGCUUCAGUGUUUUGCUGUUGACCCUGUCAGCAAGAAAAAAGAAAGCGUCGGCUACAUUGUCCUUGACCUUCGAUCAGUUCAGGAGGUCAAACAGGAGUCACGCUGGUAUCCACUGCUCAGCAGUAAGUACACCAAACAGAAACCUUCCCUUCUGCUCAGCAUGGUGUUGGAGAAUGACAACAAGCCCUCUGAACCUUCACCUGAUAGGUUCAAAGCCAAGAAGGCCCCGCCCCGACAAGGUUCCUCCUCGGUGACCGAUCUACUCCCAGAGAAGCUGGAGGCCAUACUGAUCCCAGACCAGGGAUACCAUCAAGUAGGGCCGGCAGAUCUUUGCACCGACAUGUUUGUCCUUUCUGUCACCGUGGCCUUCGCAACCAAACUAGAGCAGUUGGUCCCCAGCACCAUGAAACUGUCAGCGGAGGGCUCAGAGUUCUUCUUCUACUAUUCUUUACUGGGGAAUGACAUAACCAGCGAGCCUUUCCACAACCUCCUGAGUCCUGACUUUGAGCCAGAGCGCGCAUCUGUGCGCAUCCGCACUAGCAAACAGAUCCUCAAAGCCUUCCUGUCUCAGCAGCCCAGUUUACAGAUCCACCUGUGCUGUGGGAAUCACUCUUUGGGCAGCACUGACAUUUCUCUCUCAGCUCUGGCUGGUAUUUCCACGGAUCUGGAUAACAAAGCAGCGACACUAGAGGGAGCCUUUCUCUUGCAGCCUCCGAAGCGAGUCAAGCAGACGCUGCCUGCUCUGCCCACUGACCUGCAGCCGACUCUGGGAGUGGCUGUAACCCUGAGGAGGGAGGAGGUCACACUGCAGCAGUCUGUGGGGAAUAAAAAGGCUAGUGGAGCGCUGUCUCCUGCUGUUCCUCCUGCUGAACAGAGACCUCGAAGCUCUUCUCCAGUCCAUAAGCCUGCAGGGUCUCCUCCACAUCCUGGUCCUCUGGGUCCUCCUCUCCCUCCUCCUUCAUCUCAUACAGAGAGCGAAGCAGAGAGUCUGCUGGAUGAGCUCCGGCACGGCAGAGAGCCGACAGGAUUGGCAGCUACAGUUUUCGAGGCUCCAGCAUCGCUGCCCAGACAGCCUGAGGCUGCAGCGGAUGGUGGAAUGUCAUCCGUCAGUGUUUCUGCUCCCAAAGUCUCCAUCCCCCCCUCCGCUCAUCACUACUGCUUCUCUCUGGACCUUCGCAGCCUGAGAAACCUCAGCUUACCCCACCCCAUUGCUGCUACGCUCAGGUACUCCUACCAGUUCUUUGGCAGUGCUGCUCCGAUCAUGACUAACCCUCCUGUGGAGCUGCAGAGGAACACGGAGGUGUCUCUGCCUCAGUCCUACUGCGCCUUCGACUUUGCUGCCCUGCCACAGCAGCUACAGGAAACCUUCAGCAGAGUUCCUCUGGUGGUGGAGGUUUGGCAUAGAGAUACAACCAGCCGUGACCAGCUGAUUGGACGAGCCUCCAUCCAACUCUCUCAGCUGUUGAGCACUGAGAAGAGCAGAUUCCUGGGAUCAACUGGAGAGCAGUGCUGGAGACAGACUCACCUGGACAGGAUCCCUGUGGUCCAAAAACACCGGCCUAGUGAGAAGGUGGCAGAGUUGGGCUACAUGGCAACGCUAGAGGACCUGGGAUUGGUUAAAGCCACAGAGGUCAUAGUGUCUGACUCAUCACAGAAUGAAGUUGCACCUCGCUCGCAGCCAUCCUUCCACCCUGCAGUGCCCAGACCUGCAGCUUCCAGCCUCCAAACAGCGCCACUGGGUCCUACAGUCCCCAGAGAGACUCUGGAGUACCGCACAGCCCUGGAGCUGGAGAUGUGGAAGGAGGAGCAGGAGGAUCUGUUUGAUGAUCAGCUGAGGAAGAAGGAGCUGAGCCACAUGCAGGCGUUAGCAGAAGAGUGGAGGAGGAGAGACCGAGAGAGAGAAGCUCUGGUCAAGAAGAAGGAGGUGGAGUAUAACCUGCUGGAGGAGCAGCUUCAGAAGACUUUGUCUGAUCUGGAGAAGAGAGAGAAACAGUUGGCUGAGGCUGAGCUGGAGACUCAGAGGCUGCAGAGGGAGCUGCGGGCCGAGCAUGAGCUGACCCAGAGGGAACUGCAGGAGAGCAGCAGGCGACUGCGACAGGAGUGCGACCACCGGGUGGCGCUAGAGAGAGAAAAAGUCCGAUUGAUGGAGGAGGAACGAGCACGGUUACUGCAGCAGAUUGCAGAUGGUGAGUCUCGGUACAAACAACUGGAGAAAGAGUUCCAGCUGUUCAGAGAACAACAGAACAUCAGACCCGAGUUCAGACUGCAGUCAGAGAUCAACCUGCUCACCCUAGAGAAGGUGGAGCUGGAGAGGAAGCUGGAGUCCGCCACUAAAUCCAAGCUACACUACAAGCAGCAGUGGGGGCGUGCCUUAAAGGAGCUUGCUCGAUUCAAACAGCGGGAGCAGGAAAACGCCAUGACGCGUCUGAAGAAACAACAGGCUGAGCUCGAAGCCAUGAGGCUGCGUUACCUAGCAACGGAGGAGAAGGAGGCGGUCCGACAGGACCGACAGGAGCUGGACAGCAUCAGGAACGAGCUCAACAGGUUAAAACAGCAAGAUGACAGAUUAGGCCCCACCCCCUCUGUGCUUGACCCCGCCCCCGGUCUGGCUCUGAGCGAGAGCGCCGAGGAGCACCUGAGCCGCCUGUUGGAAGAGAGAGACGCGUUGCUAAGGACUGGAGUUUAUACCCACGAAGACCGAAUCAUCGCCGAGCUCAACAGGCAGAUACAGGAAGCCAUGACGGACAGAGGGAAGCUCUGACCGCUGCUGCAGCCGUCCAAUCAGAGUCUGAGUCAUACCUGAGGCUGCAGAACUCAAGCGCAUGAUGGUGGAUGAACUCUCCCGGAGUCCUGAAGCUUCGACAGCGUCUGUUACAUAAAUCAACCUCUAUUUAAAAUCUGUGUUUAUCUGUGAACGAGUGAGUGUUGUAUAAAAACUCAGAGUUUUGCUUUUAAAGCAUCAUCCUGCUGAUUUUCAGUGUUUUACCUUUAAAAAGACAAAUGCAUAACGUUCAAGGACACUGCAACAUUCACUGAGUGUCUGUUAGUGUAUUAACUGUGUAAAUAGACUCGUCCUUCAUUUGUUGUGUCAGUGAACGCACCACAGACUCAAACGAUGAUUAGUUAAUUGUUCGAUUUCUUCCUUUAUUUCAUGUUUUGUGAAUAUCUGAAAAAGAUAUUCGGUUUAGUUUAACAGAGGAUCAGGAAAACUUCCUUUUUUUUCACUCCAUGCAGAUAAAUUUAUUUUGUUGAAGUUAUUAUGCUCAUUUUUACAUAAUGGCUGCUUAGGAAGCAGAGAAUAAAUUAUAAUAUAAUAAAAACUAACUUUUGAUUUUUGGAUCUUGUUAAAAUCAACAAGAUCGGAUGUUUCUUUACUAAAAACAGGAAACCAGCAGAGUGAUCCAUGAGAGCCUGAAGCAUUACUGAGUAAAUGUUCUUUUUAAGUUAUUAGAGACUCUGACGAGCCUGUGUGCAGUGUUGAGGAGUUUUUCCGUCUGACAGCAGGUGGCGCUGUAGCCUCAGAAACUCUCCUGCAAACACUGAGAUCUAAUUUAUUUUUUAAUGAUCAGAGAUGACUGAUCUGUGUGCACGUGUGGAAUAAAUUAUUUUGAGAGAAAAGCUGCUGUGUGUCUUUCAUUAGUGUUUUUAGAGAGCAGAUCAGUAUGUUUACUCAUCAUUAAAAAUGUUAAAUUCUCCUGAAACAGUUUCUUUUAAAUAAAUUCAUUUCUCUGUUCGCCAGUAAAUGUAAAUAUGAGAAUAUUUCAUUGGAGUCCUGAUUGUGAUUUUAUUCUAAACCAAAUGAGGAGGAAGAAUUACAGAUGAUGUAAAAAUGAAUCUAUAACUGCUGUUGCUCAUUGGACUGGAGCUUUAGUACUCGAGUAAUACAGGACGCAAGUAACUGAGUGAGGUCAUUUAUGAUGCACACUUCCAUGUGCCAUUGGGAUAUUUUAAAUUCUCAAAAUAUUCCCUACAAUCCAUCCAAUUGAUUAUUAAACUGUAAGUUCUGCAAAGUUUCUGUUAAUUACAGCUGUUAGAAUUAUUUUUUUUAAAGCAGUAAAUAUAGCAGAGUAUAUUCUAAAAAUGCAAAACACUUUUAGGUCCAAAGUAAAAUGAAACAAAGCUGAAGAUGGACUGCGCUGAGCAGACAGACGACAUGUGUUAUAACAUGUAGAACAUGUUCUCUCACACACGCAGAUGCAUUAGUGUGUGCUGACGGUGAGCAGAUGUUCCAGCUCAUCCAUGCAGACGAGGACGAGAGGAAGACGUGAAGAAAAAGUCAAGUGAAAAAAUGUUGAUGUUUAAAGCGAAAUCCUUUCAAGUCUUGUCGGCUUUCUGCGUUUUUACCCCCAGCUUUUAAAACUUCAGUUCAAUUUGCUGCAUAACAAGGAUGUAAAAUGAUGCUCAGAUGUUAGUGACCCUCUCACUGUUUUUAUUCUGAAAAAUGUUUUUACUUGAUAAGUUUCCAAAGAAAGCCAGGAGCAGCUGUGAUGCAAAAGUGAUGUUAUUUACAAACUGAGUUGGCACCUCUAGUUGUAUCUCUCCUCUUUUUGAUUUUUUUCAUAUCAGACAUCAUUAUGUCAUAAUUACACCUAAUGAGACAAUUGAAACAAGAGGACUUUGAACUGAAACAAUGGAAAGGAUGAUCCAACUCCUUCAAGUCUCUUUCAAAGGAUGGCAGUUGUUUCCAGUUGUCUUUUUGUGUCUAAAAUUUUGGAGCAAGUACAACCAAAAUGGAAAUAAAAUAGGGUUUUAAAAUCAAAACAUACGGACAGAAGACUCAAAGAAAAAUGCUUUUGAAAACAGAAAAUGCAACAAAAUAAAUGAAAAGCAGUCAGUGUUUGCAAGAGUGGGACAGAUGAAAUGAGAUUCACAUACAGGCUUUAAUUAUUUUCUUCCUUUUUUAAAGCCAGAAUGUUCACUUAUUAACCCUCUGAAGUCGUCAUCAGUGACAACCUGAAUCCAAUCAAUAACCUGAACUCUAAAAUCUAGGCAAUCAGAACCUGUCAUUUUUGGUUUUACUAAAUUGUCCUGCCUUUGCAAACAGCCAGCAAAGAAAAGUGUCAGUGGAAAUGCAGCACAACAAAUGCACCUUACACUUUUGCUCCUAAAAGUCCAUUUAGUCUUCCUUCAAAAUAUAGGGUUAGGGGUAUAAGAAAAGUAGGACUGUGUUAUAGCUGCUGCUAGUUGAAUGGUCAACCUUCAAAUAUUGUGAUUCCAUUUUUGCCAGAUGUUGGAUAUUGGAAAGUCUCGAAAGCCAUUCACUGAUGUCAGCGGGUCAUUUUUAAAAUGUUCUGCUGCUACUUUGUAGUGACUUACAGAAAGUCUUUGAUACAACAGAUUUUAGAGUAUUCAAGAAACGUGUGAAGAACAGGAUUGGAGCUAUAGCUCGCAUAUGGAUGAAAAGCAACAUGGAACAGACACCAGAGAAUUAAUGAUACAGUCAAUAGUUAAUAGUCAAAGGCCAUUUAAAGUAAUGAGACUAUAA
Messenger RNA from Haplochromis burtoni (Burton's mouthbrooder), 6088 nucleotides. Its product is annotated as centrosomal protein of 120 kDa. Gene Ontology annotation, biological process: interkinetic nuclear migration; centrosome cycle; positive regulation of centriole elongation. Gene Ontology annotation, cellular component: centriole; centrosome. The transcript is spliced from 21 exons. The coding region runs from base 377 to 3364 and encodes 995 amino acids. The record is from RefSeq and is a predicted model, not a curated record. NCBI's taxonomy places the organism in Eukaryota, Metazoa, Chordata, Actinopteri, Cichliformes, Cichlidae.